UUUCGAGAACGCACCAGUCCAAGUGCUGAGACACGAUGGCUUCGUUUUGACGAACUGAUCCUGCUAUAUAGUCUUGCCAUCAAUCCGCACAGUGUUGUGACUCAGACCUUUUCUUCACAGAACGGCUGGCCUUUUCCCAACUACCUGGGAGCAUGCGGCCAAUGGAUAAUCGAAGGAGAUUCGGGUCGGCCGCUUCCCAGCUACUAUGGAGCUAAAUAUAGGAAUAAUGAGGAUGUGGAAUUCUGGGAUGAAGGAUUGGAAAAGUGGACUCGGAUAUGCGUCGGCAACGGAUACUCGAGAGCAGUAACACAAAGAAACAUAAGAACCGUGAAAAGCCGAUGGCAGAACGAAGACUAUGAAAGAACAGUAAGAACGGAGGAUUGA
Protopolystoma xenopodis is the source of this 384-nucleotide messenger RNA. Lineage: Eukaryota; Metazoa; Platyhelminthes; Monogenea; Polystomatidea; Polystomatidae. The record is from the annotation of a GenBank genome assembly.